AUGAGAGAUGAUGAAUCUCUUACUGAAUUUCGUGCUAGAUUAUGUGACAUUACUAAUGAAUCUUUUGCACUAGGUGAAAGUUAUUUGGAUUCCAAGCUUGGGAGGAAGGUGCUCGGAGCUCUCCCUAUGAAGUUCAAGUCAAAAGUUACCUCCAUUGAGGAAUGCCAUGAUGUUGAUACCCUUGAUUUGGAUGAGCUUAUUGGUUCAUUGCAAAACCAUGAACUCACUAUGAAAAGAUGGUCCAAAGAAAAUAAAGUUUAUAGUGGAGUUGCCUUAUCUCACAAAGUUGCUGAAAAUCUUUUUGUGGGAGAUUCUCUUGAGAAUUUAGAUGGGGAAAAGGUUGCACUACUCACUAAAUUUUUGAGAAACAAUAUGAGAAAAGGCAGCAAUGAUUUUAGGGGAGAAAAUUCAAGAAAACCACCCAAUUUUCCUCGAAAGUCAACUAAUAUGGGUGAAAAGAGAAAUCCAAAGGGGAGAGCUCUGUCAGAAACCUGGAGUGACAACGAAGAUGAUCAAAAAUUUGUAGAAGAUGAUAGUCUGGAUUUGGAAGAAAACUACGUUGCUUUUACUGUUAAGACAUCAGAAACACCAUGUUCAGACACUAACUCAGAUGGAGUAUGCAGUGAUGAGGAUGACUUUGACCAGCAAAUUGCCUAUGAAAAAAUUUAUACUCAGUGGGUUAUUGUGAUAAAGAAGGCCAAAAGUGUGGAUGUUAAAGUGGGAGAACUCGAAGAAGAAAGGAGAAACUUGUUAGGAAAAGUUGAAUUUCUCACUUUGGACAUUGAAGAGAAGAGGGUUGCUCUAGAAGAAAUGCAAGUGAAGUUGCAUUAUGCCAAUAAAACCAUUGAGAUAUACACAUUUGCUAGAGAAAAACAUGGGGUCAGUUUCAAUCAACCAUUGGUUAUCAAAAAGAAAGAUCUUCCAAGUUCAUCUCAAGAAGUGCCUCCCAUUCGCCCUUCUCAUCUUGCUGCUUCUACAAAACCUCCAACCACAAGAAAAUUUAUUCACAUCUACCAUUUCUGUGGAAAAAAGGGUCAUGUUCUUCCAAGAUGUUUCAAGUUGAAUUUCUACUUGUCUCAGCUUAUAAAAACCUCUAAAGAUAAGCCUCAAGACUCUCUUGUAGGAAGAAAACUGUGGAGGUCGAAGAAUACUCAAACCAAGGCUCUAGUGGUUCAUACCUAUCUUCUGGCUUGUAACAGUGAUCAAUGGUACUUUGACAGUGAGUGUUCUCAUCACAUGACUGGAAACAAACUUCUUCUCAAUAAUUUUUUGUCUCGUGUUGAGGGAUAUGUCACUUUUGGUGACAAGAGCAAAGGAAGGAUCAUAGGAAGAGGAAAGUUGUGUUUGCAAGGUCUACCUCCUCUGGAAAAUGUUCUCUAUGUUGAAGGGUUGAAGGCUAACUUGAUAAGUGUUAGUCAAAUCAGUGAUGAAGGGUGCACGGUUCUUUUCUCCAAGACUGACUAUACUGUUGUUUCAACAUCUGGAACCCAUGUCUUAAUAUGGAUAAGAUCUAGUGACAAUUGUUAUCUCUUGAGCACUAGCUUAAUGUGCAAUGUUGCAAAGAUGGAUGAUACUGAACUGUGGCACUACAAGUUAGGUCAUUUGAACUAUAGAGAUCUCAGUAAACUUGUUAGAUUUCUUAGAGAAAAACCUAACUCUUUUGAGAAUUUCAAGGGAUUGUGUCUUUCUUUGCAAGUUGAAAAGGGUGAAAAGGUUAAGAAAGUGAUUCGUCUUCGAAGUGACCAUGGCAAGGACUUUGAGAACAACAUCUUUGCUGAUUUUUGCAAUCAAGAAGGGAUAGCUCAGAAGUUCUCGGUGCCCAAAACUCCUAAGCAAAAUGGGGUUGUGGAAAGGAAAAAUUGA
Molecule: messenger RNA, 1863 nt
Organism: Humulus lupulus (European hop)
Lineage: Eukaryota; Viridiplantae; Streptophyta; Magnoliopsida; Rosales; Cannabaceae
Exons: 4
Coding region: 1-1863 (620 amino acids)
Biological process (GO): DNA integration
Molecular function (GO): nucleic acid binding
Source: RefSeq, a predicted model, not a curated record